GUCCGGGGACAGCAACCACCACACGGAGCAAUGCUAGAAACACUUCCGGCCAACUCAUCGCUGUGUUUGUCUGACAGACACUUCAGUGGCCAACAUGGUGUUGUUAACGUUGAUCGCCCGAGUGGCGGACGGUUUGCCUUUGGCAGCUUCAAUGCAGGAGGACGAGCAGUCUGGAAGAGAUUUGCAGCAGUAUCAGAACCAAGCAAAGCAGCUUUUUCGAAAACUUAAUGAACAGUCACCAACGCGAUGCACUUUAGAGGCAGGAGCCAUGACAUUUCACUACCUAAUUGAAAAAGGUGUUUGCUAUCUCGUAUUGUGUGAAAUGUCAUUUCCGAAGAAGCUGGCAUUUGCUUAUUUAGAAGAUUUGUACAAUGAAUUUGAUGAGCAGCAUGGGAAGAAGGUACCGACUGUAUCAAGGCCUUACUCCUUUAUAGAGUUUGAUAAUUACAUUCAGAAGACAAAAAAGUCCUAUAUUGAUAGUCGAGCAAGAAGAAACCUGGGCUCCAUCAACACUGAGUUACAUGAUGUGCAGAGAAUCAUGGUAGCAAACAUUGAAGAAGUCUUAUUACGUGGAGAAGCGCUUUCAGCACUGGAUUCAAAGGCCAGCAACUUGUCAAGUUUGUCCAAAAAAUACCGCCAAGAUGCAAAAUAUCUGAACAUGCGAUCCACCUAUGCCAAGCUGGCGGCUGUUGUAGUGUUUGCAGUAAUGCUUAUUUUGUAUGUCCGGUUUUGGUGGCUUUGAAAUAUAAUAUAGAUCAAAGAAGGUUGUAAAGGUUAAAUGUUGGACAGUUAAUUGUUGCCAUCAUCUUUGUCUUCUAACUGCUAAAACACAAAAUAAUAGUGUGGGAUCGUCCAGUUUUGGAUUAAAGCAUCUGAAAGGACUGGCUCAGAGAUGGAGUUAAACAUUUUAUGAAUUCGAAGAUCGGAAACCUCGGGAAUUUAAAACGUUAGCAAUUUUUGUUUUUGAAAUGUCAACCUACUCACACUUUCUUUCUAUUACAGUUCAAUCUAAAAUACUUGAUCGUUUAUUUAACAGCACAAUCCUUUGCAUGCUUAACAGUUAUCCAUUUCCUGCUAGCAAGCAACAUGGUAAUACUUGCCAGGAAUAGUGUACUAGGUUGUCAAGAGAGAAAAUAAAUCCUUGCUUCUCAGAACAAGCCUAAAGAUAAUACAUAUAUUUCAUAUAGCAUGGCUUUUUUCUUGAGAAAAAUGGUAGGUUGUGUUUAUAAGAGUCAGUCUGCCUUAUUUAUCAUGGUGUCCUUAAAGUAUGUGUGAACCCUUACCUUGUAAAACACCCCAUUCUGUUUAAAUUAGGGAAUUACAUGUAAGCUGACCAUACAACUCAGUAGAUUUACAGUAAAAAAAAAAAUAUGAAAAUUCUCAUCAGUAUAUAGUAACUAUGAAUGGUGUGUGUUUUUUUUUUUUAUUAUUAUUAUUAUUCAAUUUUGGAAUGAAUGUGUAUUGCCGAAGGAAAACCACAUUCACUGUUGAAAAUUGUUAGAGCAAACAUUGCAGUGGUUGAAAACAAACAUCAAUCUGACCCACUAACAAGUCGAAAAUUUAACAAACUUUCCUGAAACCACACUUUGUUUAUUGAAAGAAAUUCUUUUAGUAUAUGACCAGCUUUAGAAAAUACUUCCUUCUGGGCAACGGUGUAUGAAAAUACAGGCCUUUUGUAUUAUGCUCAGCUUAACAUCUUCCUCCAACCCCCUGUUCUGACUGUCAGUGUGCUUUCUAGCCUCCCGAUUGGUGUUAUUGCACUGUGUAGCCGAUAGGAAGGCAAGAGGAGAAGGGGGAGACCUAGUUGAUUUUUCUCCAACUAAGGCAUGAAUUUUAUCCUGGUGUUUUACAUCACAGCUGAAUGUGUGUAGACACUAUCGUACAGCAAGCAAGUGGUUUCUUGCUGUGAGUCCAAUUAAAACUUGGCUUUACAGAUACUUGAUAAAUAAGGUGACUAGUGUGCUUAUUGUAUAUUCUUCACUUCUUACUGUAAUUUUUAAGACCAACCAAAAAAGUUAAUCGGUUCAAAAUAAAUGUACACAGGCAUAAUCAAACCUUUCAUUUUUCAGCACCUGCUUGGAUCUCUACAAAAAAGUUUAUUAGGUAGAAAAAUGCUGGAGGAUGUGUGUGGAAAAUAAUAAGCUGUUUUUAAUGUAAUUUAAUAAAUAAAUUUUAAUAAAUCUUA
Messenger RNA from Rana temporaria (common frog), 2185 nucleotides. It is a transcript of the gene SEC22B, whose product is annotated as SEC22 homolog B, vesicle trafficking protein. The record is from RefSeq and is a predicted model, not a curated record. Bases 95 to 742 code for a protein of 215 amino acids. Gene Ontology annotation, molecular function: SNAP receptor activity. The transcript has 5 exons. Lineage: Eukaryota; Metazoa; Chordata; Amphibia; Anura; Ranidae. Gene Ontology annotation, cellular component: Golgi membrane; endoplasmic reticulum-Golgi intermediate compartment; ER to Golgi transport vesicle membrane. Gene Ontology annotation, biological process: vesicle fusion with Golgi apparatus; endoplasmic reticulum to Golgi vesicle-mediated transport; retrograde vesicle-mediated transport, Golgi to endoplasmic reticulum.